UCUAGUGGUGUGACGUUAGAAGGAGGCGGGUCCUGCGCUGGGUCACGUGAUACCGCUGCUUUGCAGCUCGAGCGACUAGAACGGAACCGAAUCACCGGGCAAACUCGCUCCGUUUACCGGCCCAGCGCGAUCUUUCGCCUCCCCUGACGCGUUCCAGCAGCGGCAUCAUCAUGUCGGCGGUGCAGCGGAUGAAAGUAGCAAACGAGAAGCACAGCAAGACGAUUACUCAGAGAGGACACGUGCAGAAAACCACGCGCGUGGUGAGUGAGGAGAAGUCUCCGGUGGGUCCGUGGCUCCUCGCGCUCUUCGUGUUCGUGGUCUGUGGCUCAGCCAUCUUCCAGAUCAUCCAGAGCAUCAGGCAGGGAAUGUAAGCGCCGUCUGAAGCCGCUCGCACUGAUCUUCCAUGGAGUUGUUUUCUUCUUCGGUUUAUCUGUUAGUUGUUUACAGCUGAUCUCAGUUAUGUAUGUGUGUGUUUGUUGUGAGAAUUGUUUGUGUUCAACGGUUGGACCGUCUCAAGCAUGUCAGGGUUGAAUGUUUUGGAAAGUUUUAUGAUGUGUGUCGUGUGAUUGGCUGAUUUUUAGUUUCAUUGUUCGUUUCCCACUGAUUCGUCUCAUUUUCAAGUAAACAAUCGCUAUGUUUCCAUCCAGAGUUGCGAAUUUAGCUUGUGCGCAAAAUUUGAAUAUCGCAUAAAACAUUUGCGGAUAAAGCAGCGUUUCCUUCCCAUGUGUUCAAGAGGACAAAAUCAACACUUCCUGUGAAACUCGGCACAAAAUAUCAGUAAUAAAAAUGGAAGUUGCUGCAAUCAGGCUCAUUUUUCCUUUUUUUUCCUUUUUUUUUUUCUUAUGCGAUAUCCCAAAAUGUGUGAUGGAAACAGCUAUUUAUGAGAAUUUGUAUGAACUCAGAGAAAUGGCCUUGUGUAAAUUCAGACUAGCCAUAUAAAUCUGUACCUCCGUUUCUCUUCCUCCCUCUUACAGGAAACUGAUGCUGUGUAAUAAUGAUUUUGUACAAAUAAAAGAUAUUUUCUCUA
This is a messenger RNA of Megalobrama amblycephala (Wuchang bream), 1027 nucleotides long. RefSeq lists its product as uncharacterized. NCBI's taxonomy places the organism in Eukaryota, Metazoa, Chordata, Actinopteri, Cypriniformes, Xenocyprididae. The record is from RefSeq and is a predicted model, not a curated record. Bases 171 to 371 code for a protein of 66 amino acids. Gene Ontology annotation, biological process: endoplasmic reticulum unfolded protein response. The transcript has 3 exons. Gene Ontology annotation, cellular component: endoplasmic reticulum.